This is a messenger RNA of Pipistrellus nathusii (Nathusius's pipistrelle), 753 nucleotides long. The record is from the annotation of a GenBank genome assembly. Lineage: Eukaryota; Metazoa; Chordata; Mammalia; Chiroptera; Vespertilionidae.
AUGAAGCCGGCGGCUCCCGGGCGCGCCCUGCUCUGCGCCCUCGGCCUGGCCCUCUGGCUGGGCUGCGCGCGCGGGCUCCAGAGGAGCAGUGGCAGCCAUGACUGGAAGAAGCUGAUUAUGGUCCACCACUGGCCUGCGACCGUGUGCAAGAGCACUGAACAUGGCUGCAGAGAGCCGCCGGACUACUGGACCAUCCACGGGCUGUGGGCUGACAAAGCGGACAUGUGUAACCGGUCGUGGCCCUUUAAGCUGGACGAGAUUAAGGACCUCAUGCCGGACAUGAAGAUGUACUGGCCCGACCUGCUGCACCCGUCCCCCAACAGCAGCUUCCUGUGGAAGCACGAGUGGGAGAAGCACGGGACGUGCGUGGCGCAGCUGGAGGCCCUGGGCUCGGAGAGGAAGUACUUCGGGAAGGCCCUGGACCUGUACCGGGCGCUGGCGCUCAACAGCAUGCUGCAGAAGCUGGGGGUGGUCCCGUCCGGGGGCAACUACUACCAGGUGUCAGACAUCAAGGAUGCCCUCUCCAGCCUGUACGGGGUCCCACCCAAGAUCCAGUGUCUCCCGCCCGAGCAGGGCGAGGAGGUGCAGCUGCUGGGGCAGAUCGAGCUGUGCUUCACCAAGGACCUGCAGCUGCGGGGCUGCGCGGAGCCCGGGCGGCCGGGGGCGCCGGCCGGCGGGGCGGGGGGCGCCGGCCUCGCCCAGGACCUGCAGGUGUGCAAGGACGGCCCCGUCCUCUACCCGCCGCCCCCCUAG